AUGAAAAAAUUCGGUGAUAAGGAGGUUUUUCGUUCAAGGUUCUUCUCUUGUCCAAAGAAUCACUCUUACUUUCAAGCAAAUGUACCAAGGAUAGAGACGCUGCCAGUUGAAGAGAUUUUAAAAAAUCGUGUCUUGGAUAGUUGUGAAUCGGACAACGAAAAUUCCUUCUUUGUAGCUGAUCUGGGUCAGAUCUAUAGUCAACACUUACGUUGGAAGGCUCAUUUACCCCGAGUCGAGCCGUUCUAUGCGGUAAAAUGCAAUCCGGAUCCAAUGCUCCUUAGAUUGCUGUCAGCCCUAGGAACAGGAUUUGAUUGUGCCAGUAAAGCUGAAAUUCAAACUAUUCUUGACUUAGGAGUUGAUCCUUCUAGAAUUAUAUACGCGAAUCCUUGUAAGCAAGCAUCUUUCGUGCGUUUUGCCGCAGAGCGAAACGUCCAAAUGAUGACGUUUGAUAAUGUCGACGAACUUUACAAGAUUCAGCGCUAUUUCCCUGAUGCUCAACUAGUGCUUCGUAUCCUUGCCGAUGAUUCCAAAUCUCUUUGUAAAUUGGGUCUCAAGUUUGGUGCUCCAUUAGAGUCUACAGGAUUACUAUUGCAGACUGCUAAGGAAUUGAAAUUAAAUGUAAUUGGCGUCAGCUUUCACGUUGGUAGUGGCUGCUAUGACGAAACUGCAUUUGUGGACGCCGUUUAUCGCGCAAAGUCCGUUUUCGAUCAAGCUUCGAAAAUUUUUGGAUUUGAUUUUCAUUUGCUCGACGUUGGAGGAGGAUUUUCACAUGCUCUCAAUGGUGAUGGUAUCACGUUUGAAAGGAUUGCGGCUUUACUUGGUCCAGUAAUUGACAAAUUGUUUCCGCCCGACGUUCGAGUGAUCGCCGAGCCUGGACGUUAUUAUGCUGCACCAGCCUUCACCAUAGCUACUCAUAUAAUCGCUAGAAGAACUGUGCACAGAGUUGGUGAAGAUGAACAAACUUCGGACAUGGAUGCUGUUCUUAAUGAUGUAUCUUCAACUGAAGACGAUCAGCCUUCAUAUAUGUAUUACAUCAACGAUGGAAUGUACGGUUCUUUCAAUUGCAUUCUAUUCGAUCAUCAAAUUGUUCAUCCCAAAGUUUUGUAUAAAGGAGGCGUGUUCUCUUUUGAUGAAUCUUUAGAAGGAUCCAAUUACAAUUGCAGUAUAUGGGGCCCGACGUGUGAUUCAAUUGACUGCAUUACUAAGAAUGGAUGUCUUCCCGAAUUGUUUCCCGGUGACUGGCUGUAUUUCGAGGAGAUGGGUGCAUAUACUAUUUGCGCUGCCUCUCAGUUUAACGGAUUCAAGAAGAGUGAAGUCCUUUACACUACCACUGAUCAUCACGUGCUAUCCAUUCUUCACGAAAGUUUUUACCCAAAUCAUGGCUAA
Acaulospora morrowiae is the source of this 1386-nucleotide messenger RNA. The record is from the annotation of a GenBank genome assembly. Lineage: Eukaryota; Fungi; Glomeromycota; Glomeromycetes; Diversisporales; Acaulosporaceae.